Messenger RNA from Pantherophis guttatus, 4554 nucleotides. RefSeq names its product PNN interacting serine and arginine rich protein (gene PNISR). NCBI's taxonomy places the organism in Eukaryota, Metazoa, Chordata, Lepidosauria, Squamata, Colubridae. The record is from RefSeq and is a predicted model, not a curated record.
AGUGACAGCGGGCGCCAUUUUGUGUGGUUAACGCAAAGCUAACCGGAGAGACGGGGCAGCCGAAGCGCUGCGAGUGUUACCGGUCAGCGCAGAAGGCGCGGGCGGGAGAACAUAUAAAUAAUUAAAGAUGUGGGAUCAAGGUGGGCAGCCUUGGCAACAGUGGCCUUUGAAUCAGCAACAAUGGAUGCAGUCAUUUCAGCAUCAGCAAGAUCCAAGCCAAAUUGACUGGGCUGCAUUAGCUCAGGCAUGGAUUGCUCAGCGGGAAGCAUCGGGGCAGCAGGGUGUGGUAGAACAGCAAGGAAUGAUGCCAAAUGGCCAGGAGAUGACAGGAAUGGAACCUGGUCCAAACAACCAUGGUAAUUUUCAGAAUGAUCCAAAUUUCAACAGGAUGUGGCAGCCAGAAUGGAACAUACCCCACCAGCCGCCUCAUCCGCCUCCAGAACAGCCAUGGAUUCCUCCAGCCCCUGGAUCAAUGGAUAUUGUUCCUCCAUCUGAAGACAGUAACAGUCAGGACAGUGGGGAAUUUGCCCCUGACAACAGGCAUAUAUUUAAUCAAAAUAAUCACAACUUUGGGGGACCACCACCUGAUAACUUUGCAAUGGGGCCAGUGAACCAGUUUGACUAUCAGCAUGGGACCACUUUUGGUCCACCUCAAGGUGGGUUUCAUCCACCUUACUGGCAGCCUGGACCGCCAGGGCCCCCAGGACCUCCAGCACCUCCUGCGCCUCCUCCAAAUAGAAGGGAAAGGCCAGCAUUUAGAGAUCGCCAGCGAUCACCGAUCACAUUGCCCGUGAAACAGGAACCCCCUCAAAUUGAUGCUGUUAAACGUAGAACGCUACCUGCUUGGAUUCGUGAGGGCUUAGAGAAGAUGGAAAGGGAAAAACAGAAGAAGCUAGAAAAAGAGAGAAUGGAACAGCAGCGUUCUCAACUGUCUAAAAAGGAAAAGAAGGAAAUUACAGAACCAGGAGAAGAGGGUGGACCUCGGUUACCACAGAAAAGUAAAUUUGAUAGUGAUGAAGAAGAGGAUUUUGAUAACGUAGAGGCUGUAAGUAGUGGAAAAGUCACCAGAAGCCCAUCUCCAACUGCUCAUGAGGAGCAGAGUGAACCAGAAAUGACAGAGGAAGAAAAGGAUUAUCAGAUGAUGUUGCUGACAAAAAUGUUGCUGACAGAAAUUCUACUAGAUGUCACCAAUGAAGAAAUUUUUUAUGUGGCUAAAGAUGUCCAUCGUAAAGCAAUAAAAGCUCCUGCAAAACAGCUGGCACAGUCCAGUGCAUUGGCUUCCCUCACUGGACUUGGUGGACUGGGUGGUUAUGGAUCAGGAGACAGUGACGAUGAGAGGAGUGACAGAGCCUCUGAGUCAUCUGAUACUGAUGAUGAGGAACUACGACACAGAAUCAGGCAAAAACAAGAAGCAUUUUGGAGGAAGGAGAGAGAACAGCAACUACUGCUAGAGAAACAGCUGGAAGAAGAAAAGCUCCAAAAUGAGAGAAUUGCAAAAGAGAUGAGUGAACUUGCCAGUAAAGAGCAAGGCAGCAAUUCACCACUAGAAGAUGUGAAAGAAGCUGAGGAGGAGGAUGCAUUUGGUGAAAAGAAAAAGUCUCCAAAAGAAACAACGCCAGACAUCGAACCCAAAAAAGAGAUUAAAGAAAAAGAGAGAGCAGGAAGGAGUAGGUCAAAAAGUUCAAGUAGUGCUAGUUCAAGUAAUAAUAGCAGAAGUAGCAGCAGUAGCAGCAGUAGCAGCACAGCUAGUAGUUCAUCUUAUAGUAGUAGUUCAGGUAGCAGUCGCAGCUCUACACAUUCUUCCUCCCCCAAAAGAAAAAAAAGACGUAGUCACAGUAGGUCACCUAAAGUUAGGCGUAGCAGAAGUAGGAGCUAUUCACAUAGAAAUAGAAGAGAAAGGAGCAGGAGCAGGGGUAAAGUAAGAGAAAGACAGAGAUCUAGUAGACACAAGAGUAUAGAAAGAAGGGAGAGGAGACGAAAUCAUAGUCCUUCCCAUGACCGAAACUGGGAGAGACGUAGAAGUGAUAGUCACUCAAGAGAUAGACUUACUAGCCAUUCUACUUGUAGUGGGAGUCGAGAUAGGCAUAAAAGUGAAGAUCAGCACAGGAGCAUAAGCGGGAACAGGCACAAACAUAGUCAUGAUAGCAAAAUUCAAGAAAGAAAAAAGGAACGUAGUAGGAGCAUAGAGAAAGAUAAAAAAAAGAACAGGGAGAGGGACCGAGAUCAGGAAAAGCGCAGGGAGAAACAGAAAAAAGAAGACAAAGACAGUAAAACUGGGAAUCAUGAAGAGAGAUUAAAAAGAAAAAGAGAUAGCGAAAGAACUUUCUCUCGCAGUGAUUCCUUGUCUUCAAAAAUGUUAAGGCGUGAUUCUAGGCAGGAAAGCAAGAAAAGUUCUACCAAAGAGAGCAAAAAGCAUUCAGGUUCAGAAUCUAGCACAAGGAGCAGUUCUGAGUCACGAGGCAGCAGCAAAGAAAAGAAGCCGAAGAAAUCAAAGCAUAGUCGGUCACGGUCCAUGGAGAAAUCUCAAAGGUCUGGUAAGAAGGCAAGCCGCAAACACAAGUCUAAAUCACGAUCAAGAUCAAUGACUCCUCGUCGUAAACGCUGAGGAAUGAUAUGACACUAGUCAUAAUGAUUUAAAAAUUCCAUGAGUUUUUAAGGGCUUGUCUCAUUAUAGAGGCUCAUUAUAGAGGCUACAGUUGUGGCUAUGUAGAUGGAAGCUGACCCCUUUUUUAACGAAAAGAUCUGUAAAUAGCUGUAUUUUUUUGGAAACACUGCUCGGAGUUAAGUACUUGCUAGGAAUUCUUUGUAUUUACAUUUUUCAAAACAGUAGUGCUUACCUAAGGCUAUGAAAUUUGUCAUUCUCUUUCAGCUGUAAUGUUCUAAAUUGCUAUUGAAUGUAUUGUGAUGUCAAUAAAGUUCUUUAGUUCAUUUUUUUGUUUAAAUUCUUCUAUUUUUAUUUAUUUUAAAUAUUUAUUUGCAAGGCAUUUUUCCUUUGUAAAAUGCUUAAUAGUAGUUUAAUUUCUGGGUUUCAUCUUUGGAUAAAUCCGAGUCAAUUCUCUGAUAAAAGAGCUGUUUGGGAAAAACCCCAAAGGUUUUUGUUUUACUUUAAUGGUAUGCUUCAUCAUACUGUGUGUGAAUGAAAUGUGGAUAAUUACUGUAAGACAUACCAAGACAGCCAAACAGAAAUAGUAAGUUCAAGUAACUUAACUUACAUGAAACAAGUUUAUAGCUUUGCAACACUCUUCCUCCUAUGAUCGGAGAAGUUAAUACUGCUUUUGACUCAGUCUCUCUCUGUAAUUAUAAUUAUAACCAUAAAGGUCACUAAAAUAACCUCGUGUUAAGAAGUUUAACUAGGUUCAAUCUUACAACUUACCAACUAAGAUGAUGAUUGCAAAAUAAAAAUGCUAUUUAUAACAUCUUAGAAAAUGCUAAAGUAAGCAGUUUUUUGCUUGGUGAAAAUUCUAAAGAGAUCUUGUUGAAAGUAGCCUUAAGCAUCUUCCAUCUUCCUAUCAGAGAUGGGAACUUUCAUUUUGAUUUCUCAUUUAUUUCAAAGUUAAUGGCAUAUCUUAGUAUUUAGCUCAUAAUUGUGCAGACUAAAUUUAUAUGGUUCAGGGAAGGAGUUGAUACAAUCCUAUUGAACAUACCACAUGAAAAAAAUAGGAACUAAGAUGUCAAUAUCAUGCUAUGUACUUUGAGCAACCUUUUUCAUGUAUCGUACCUUCCAGGUGCAUAAUACCAAUAGUCCUUGCUUAAUGACUGGUUGCUAAGCGAUUGAAGUUACAGUGAAACUCCUGUUAGCUGCUUACAACCUGGUCCCGAAGUUAGAGCUGCUGCAGUGCCCCUCCAGUCAUUUGCCUUUACAAUCAAUUGCAGGGACACUGCCAGGCUCCCCCCUAUUUUAUCCCCACCAAGUCCCGGCAGGACUUGGGUCUCUUCCCCACCCUCCCCAUCAAGCACCGCAUACUUUUGAAGAUAUCCAGAGUUUUCUGCAGCUCUCUGGGCAGCCAUAUGGCAUGCUUUCAGAUGUGACUACAAUUGUUUGAGCAACCUUCUAGUUGCGUGUUUGAGUAGGUAGUUUCUUGAUUGAUGUAUUGUUUACCACUUGACAAACAAUAAACAACAGUAAACAAUCAAGGAACCACAAAGAAGAAAACAACACUCCCACAUUUGCAGAGCAUGCCACUUACAUAUAAACCAAGAGCAACCCCUCUCCUUUCUAGCACUGAUGAUGUUAUCUAGUUAGGAAAUGAAACAUCUGCAAGAAAACAACCAAGCUCAGAGCACCAACCACCACACCCCAAACCUCCAGGACAAGAAAAAUGAUAUUUCUUCCUAAACAAAUACAAACUUGAAGCACCCAGUGUAUAUUAAUUGUAGGUGAAUGUAAUACACAUUUUGCAGCAUAUUUACAGAUAGCGUUUCCUCUAUUUUAUUUCUCCCACUUUUCUACUUAGAAAAAGAAAAUAACACUCAAAAAGAAGAGUUCUGUAAUAAUGGAAAAUUAAAUGUUUGUUUCUGUAUUUAACUUGCUCCAAUAAAAGAACUACAAUACUG